UUCACGUCUUCCUCGCCUUCGGGCGACUCGGGGUCUCCUGGCUUCUUGCCUGGCCGCUCACCGAACCACUUCGGCAGCUUCGCUAUUAUGCGUCAAACAAUUCAAUCGCAACUGGAAGAGCGUCAACUUGCAUGUGAAGUGUCGUUGAUGCGGUGGUCGCCCAACAUGGAUCUUUUAGCCAUAGUCAAUGCCAAAGGCGAACUGGCACUGCAUAGAUUAACUUGGCAAAGGGUAUGGUUGCUUGGUCCCAUCGAAGAAGGGGACACCAUUGCAAACCUUACUUGGAGGCCUGAUGGAAAACUGAUCGCUGUGAUCUAUGCAAAAUCGAAACUGCUCUGUUUAAUCGACAUUGAAAAUAAAAAUAUUGUAUAUAAAAACAAGUUGAAGUCUGAAGAGUCUUGUACUUGCAUAUCCUGGUUGUCUCUUACACCACCAUGCUGUAAUAAUAAGAAUGAUAAAGUUUCCUCAUCCUGUACUGGGCCUUAUUUACCACCUUUACCAAAUUUAAAUAGAAGUUUUGGCUCUGAACCUGAGAGGAAAGAAUUUUUGUCUCAAACAUUGGAUAUUUUAUUGCUUGGCCAAGCAAAUGGAAAUAUCAUGAUGUAUAUAUUUGGAAUGUUUUAUUGUGGAAUGAUUAGUGUUGGAAAUGGACCUAUAUUAGAAAUAAGUGGAGGAGCUGGUGAAGCUCUAUGGGCAACUUGGAAAAGCCAAGAGUGCAUUGUUGUUGUGAGAUUAUCAUGUAUUUUAUUACAAGAUAGCGAGGCUUUUUUGAGUAUAGCUCAAAUACAAUCGCAUGUAGAGUUCUUGAUGGACUACCUAUCGAGAACACUAAUGGCUAUUUCCGAAGCAUGGGAGACUAUCCUCUUGGAAAUGGAUGAAAAGCUUGCAAAGUAUGCAGCUGACAAGCCACCAGGAAGUGUUGCUGCAGAUUUCUUAGAACUAUUAAUGAUUGGUAAUGGUUCAACAGAGCUUGUAUACUUUUUACAAAAAGACCUAACAGAAAAAGGCUUAAAAAAGCUUGGGCACAGUAUAGAUAUGUGCUACACUAAUAUUCAAAAACUUGUGCUCAACCAUCUGACUAGCGUUGGAAUGGCUUUGAUAUACCAUUUGUCGGAAAUGCGUGGUAUGGUAAGGUAUGGUGGACCAUACGAAGCUCUAGGUCUCAAAGAAGAAACUCCGAUUACUAAGGCUCUCACGGACACACAAUCAUUCUUGGCCAAAACUUCCGAAAUUCAGCAAGUUAUUGAUCAUAGUAUGCGCGACUACAAAGCUUUUAUCAGGUGGCUGUACACGGUAAUACUGAGAUUGAACGAUGAAAAAAUUCCGUCAGAUAUCAGUAAAAUAAGUCAGCAAGAUUUAACAUAUAUAGCCGAGUUCCUUCGAGGAUUUGAUAAAAUAGAAAUUGACGCGAGUAAACGUAAGCGUGUCAAUUUAGAAAAGUUAGGCCAAUAUUUACGAAAAGAUCCGUUGCAAACUUGUUUUAGUCCUGAAGGAAGUGAGUGGGCUUCCAUGCUUGUCGAGAACAGAUGUUUACAAAGUCACCCUCUUAUCGUGAGGCAAGAUUUUGAAGGAUCUUUAAUGCAAGCACACGAGAUUCUUGUUGGAUCCAUAAAUGAAGUAUUUGUUUGCGCAUAUCAAGAUCUGACGCAACGUUUUGAGCAAAGUGUGGUUCAAUUGACGACCGUAACAAAUAAUUUGUGCUCCCAGUUCGUAUUAAGCGACGGAAAUCUGAUGGUUGUCGCUCCCAACAGUGAUUACAAAAUUCUUCAACUAUUUAGAAUUUAUUCCGUUUCUAGAAGCGAGCCUUUAGUUUGUAAACCGAUGAAAAUUGACGUCAGCAACAAGCAAAAGUCUUCAAUUCCAGCUGAAGUAGCUGAAGAUCAAAAAAUAACAGACUUGAAAUUUUAUUCGCAAGAUUACCUAAGCUUACUGAUUUUAAAUCAAGAAAACAACACUUCUUGUUUGAUUCAAUUGCCGGUGAAUCAUGCAAUACUAAAUGAUUCUCAAAAUAUGAGGCCCGACUUGAUCGUCAAUUUAAAUGAAGUGGCUGAUCGAAAUUUAUCAAAACCUUUUCAAGACAUUACUCCCAGACAAUUGGCUGUGAGUGGUCCAAGAAAAGUGGCGGCGAUUCUGAGUGAAAAUAGAAGAAAAAUCAGGCUACUUGAAACUGAAGUCGACUACGAAGAAGAGGAAAAUUUAGAACAAAGCGGAGAUGAUAACAUGAUGGAUAUUACCCCAGCUACCAGUGCAACUACAUCUCAGUCUUGAUACAACAUG
Molecule: messenger RNA, 2277 nt
Organism: Phymastichus coffea
Lineage: Eukaryota; Metazoa; Arthropoda; Insecta; Hymenoptera; Eulophidae
Gene: APC4
Product: anaphase-promoting complex subunit 4
Exons: 7
Coding region: 88-2268 (726 amino acids)
Biological process (GO): protein K11-linked ubiquitination; anaphase-promoting complex-dependent catabolic process; positive regulation of mitotic metaphase/anaphase transition
Cellular component (GO): anaphase-promoting complex; nuclear periphery
Molecular function (GO): protein binding
Source: RefSeq, a predicted model, not a curated record